GGAAAAAGAGAAAACAAACAGCAGAAUCGUUUCCAAUUUCCGAACCCAGCUCAAAUUUGCUGUUCGUAGCGCGGCCAAAUGGGAGCAGCCCCUAGAAUUUGGGGAAUUCGGGUAGCGGCGGUGGCCUGUUCUUCCCCUCUUCUUCUUCUUCUUCUUCUUCUUCUUCCUCUUUUUCCCUUCUCAUUUUCUUCCUCGUUUUCUAGGAAUGCGCCCAGAACAAGAAAAAGGAAGAGAACAAAGAAGACCAUAAAGGCUAAUGGGCACCGAGAGGGAGAUUUUCAGCAUUUCUGGACCACUACACCUCACUGCCAUUGACUGGAAUGACACAUAUCACCGAAGAUCUGUUGCUGCAUCGUUGGUUCAGGGGGUGUAUAUUCUAGAACGAGAUCGCCAAGAGAAACGCCAAGGGCCUCUAGCUCUUGCUCCCGCCUGGUGGGACUUCUUGCACUUCCAUUUAAAUCGUGUGCUUGUUGAUGACACUGAUUGUUCCAUCUUUGGUGCCAUAUAUGAAUACAAAUUUCCAUCUCCCUACUGCAAUAACUAUUCAGCCCCAGAUGCCCCAAGAUAUGUUAUUGCCUUUCGAGGAACUCUUCCCAAACCAGACUCUAUGCCACAAGAUCUCAAGUUAGAUCUCAAGUUCAUCCGUAACAAACUUCACCUGAGCUCCCGCUUUCAGCUGGCUAUGCAAGCUAUCCAAAACAUGGUUGCUGUUGUUGGAGCUGCAAAUAUCUGGUUAGCCGGACAUUCUCUGGGCUCAGCCAUGGCAUUGCUGGCUGGAAAGAACAUGGCAAAGGCUGGAUGCACUCUUGAGACUUACCUCUUCAAUCCGCCAUUUGCUUCUGCCCCUAUAGAAUGGAUAAAAGAUCAAAAAUUGAAACAUGGGAUCCGCCUUACGACCAGUGUAUUCACAGCAGGGCUGGCUGUGGCUGUAAAUGGUCACCUGCAGAGGUCUCAGCAAGAUGGUCAAUUUGUAGUCAUAUCUGCUUGGGUCCCCUAUUUGUUUGUGAAUCCAGCAGAUCACAUUUGCUCAGAGUAUAUUGGAUACUUCGAGCAUAGAAGGAAGAUGGGGGAGAUCGGAGCUGGGGUUAUUGAGAGGCUUGCUACUCAGAAUUCUAUAGGGAGCUUGUUCUUAAGUGCAUUGGGCAAGGAUUCUGAACCAUUGCAUCUCCUUCCUUCUGCGCACCUGACAACUAACCUCAGUCCUACACCGGAUUUUAGAGAAGCUCAUGGACUACACCAAUGGUGGCAGCCAAAUGUAUGCUGUCAGUCCAAGUUGUAUCAGUUUGGAUGAUGCAUUAAAACCUUUUUGGCGAUUCUAUUUGGGGUAAAUAUUUAUUAAGCACACUUUAUGAGUUCAUGUGGGGGAACCCAUCACAUGUGAGAUGUGAAAUUCCUUUGACAUAGUGAGGCCAGUAUAACUUGAGGAAAGCAGAAAUUUUUAAAUUUUGAUCAAUCUUUUGUAAAUCAAACACAGUGAAGAAAGUUAAAUUAUCAAACUAUAGGAUGUUUAGGAUCA
Molecule: messenger RNA, 1516 nt
Organism: Malania oleifera
Lineage: Eukaryota; Viridiplantae; Streptophyta; Magnoliopsida; Santalales; Ximeniaceae
Product: GDSL esterase/lipase At4g10955-like
Exons: 3
Coding region: 257-1291 (344 amino acids)
Biological process (GO): lipid metabolic process
Source: RefSeq, a predicted model, not a curated record